Molecule: messenger RNA, 5394 nt
Organism: Elgaria multicarinata webbii
Lineage: Eukaryota; Metazoa; Chordata; Lepidosauria; Squamata; Anguidae
Gene: MYO3A
Product: myosin IIIA
Exons: 35
Coding region: 7-5364 (1785 amino acids)
Biological process (GO): regulation of actin filament length; sensory perception of sound; positive regulation of filopodium assembly
Cellular component (GO): myosin complex; filopodium tip; photoreceptor inner segment
Molecular function (GO): microfilament motor activity; protein serine/threonine kinase activity; ATP binding
Source: RefSeq, a predicted model, not a curated record
UUUGAGAUGCUGCCCUUAACUGGAAAAACGAUAAUAUUUGAUAGCUUUCCUGAUCCGUCAGAUACCUGGGAAAUAACUGAGACAAUCGGCAAAGGAACGUACGGCAAAGUGUUUAAGGUAUUCAACAAGCAAAAUGGGAGCAGAGCAGCAGUCAAAAUCUUGGAUCCAGUUCACGAUAUCGACGAGGAAAUUGAAGCUGAAUACAACAUUUUGAAAGCUCUCUCUGAUCAUGCGAACGUAGUCAAGUUCUAUGGACUGUUCUACAAAAAGGAUGUGAAGGAUGGAGAUCAACUCUGGCUGGUUCUGGAGCUGUGUAAUGGGGGAUCUGUGACUGACCUUGUGAAAGGCUUUUUGAAGAGAGGAGAAAGAAUGAGUGAAAUUCUUAUUGCUUACAUUUUACAUGAAGCCCUUAUGGGACUUCAGCAUUUGCAUGAAAACAAUACCAUCCAUCGUGAUAUCAAGGGAAAUAACAUCCUAUUGACCACUGAAGGAGGCGUGAAACUUGUGGAUUUUGGUGUAUCGGCUCAGCUGACCACCAGUCGUCUUCGUCGGAAUACAUCAGUAGGGACUCCGUUUUGGAUGGCUCCUGAGGUGAUUGCAUGUGAGCAACAGUUGGAUAGUUCUUAUGAUGCCAGAUGUGAUGCCUGGUCUCUGGGUAUCACUGCUAUAGAGUUAGGUGAUGGAGAUCCACCUUUAGCUGAUUUGCAUCCCAUGAGAGCUUUGUUCAAAAUACCAAGGAACCCACCACCAACACUACGGCAGCCGGAGAUAUGGUCAUCUGAAUUCAAUGACUUUAUCAGCAAGUGUUUGACCAAAGAUUAUGAGAAACGCCCCACGGUGUCUGACCUGCUCCAGCACGAUUUCGUGAAGCAGGUGGAGGGCAAGGAGAACAUUCUGCAGAUGCAGCUGACGGAGUUCAUCGAUGUUCACCAGCAAAUGGGAGUCACAGAGAAAGCAAGAUUUGAACGUAUUCAUACUAAGAAAGGGAAUUACAGCAGGUCUCCAGUUGUAAACCAGGAGGAUGUAGACGAUCUGGCAACCUUGGAAGCAUUAGAUGAGAAUACAGUAACGGAGCAAUUGCAAAAGAGCUAUGCCAGGGAUCAGAUCUACACCUACGUGGGAGACAUUCUCAUUGCAGUCAACCCUUUUCGGAACUUAGACCUUUAUGCCACACAGCAUUCCAAGCUGUACAUUGGGGCUAAGCGGACCGCCAAUCCCCCUCACAUUUUUGCUGUGGCUGAUAUUGCAUACCAGUCCAUGGUCACAUACAAUUCGGACCAGUGUAUUGUCAUUUCUGGAGAAAGUGGAGCAGGGAAGACCCAGAGCGCCCAUCUUCUGGUUCAACAGCUGACAGUCCUUGGAAGGGCUAAUAAUAGGACUCUUCAAGAAAAAAUUCUCCAAGUCAAUAAUCUGCUGGAGGCGUUUGGGAAUGCAGGCACUAUUAUUAAUGAUAAUUCCAGCAGAUUUGGGAAGUACCUAGAAAUGAAGUUCACAUCCAAUGGAACUGUUGUAAGCGCUCAGAUUUCAGAAUAUCUUCUAGAAAAAUCUAGAGUCAUCCAUCAAGCUGUAGGGGAGAAGAAUUUUCAUAUCUUCUAUUACAUCUAUGCUGGUUUGGCAGAGAAGAAAAAACUAGCUCAUUAUAAAUUGCCCGAAAAUAAGCCUCCCAGGUAUCUACAAAAUGAACAUCUCAGAACAGUACAAGAUUUCAUGAACAACAGUUUCUACAAAUCCCAAUUUGAAUUAAUUGAGCAGUGCUUCAAAGUGAUUGGGUUCACAAUGGAGGAACUAGGGAGCGUAUACAGCAUCCUUGCUGCCAUUUUAAACGUUGGAAAUAUUGAAUUCUCAUCGGUGGUAACUGAGUACAUGAUUGACAAGAGCAUAAUUUCCAAUCCAACGCCUCUUGAGAAUUCUGCUUCCUUGCUUUGUAUUCAGGCAGAUGAGUUGCAGGAAGCACUAACCUCUCAUUGUGUGGUGACGCGAGGUGAAACCAUUAUACGACCCAACACGAUGGAAAAAGCUACUGAUGUAAGAGAUGCCAUGGCCAAAGCAUUGUAUGGGCGGCUCUUUAGUUGGAUAGUCAACCACAUCAAUGCACUGCUCAAGCCAGGUACAUUUUUAAGCGGAAGCGACGAAGGACUGAAUAUUGGGAUUCUUGACAUUUUUGGUUUUGAAAACUUCAAAAAGAAUUCUUUUGAACAGCUCUGUAUCAACAUUGCCAAUGAGCAGAUCCAGUUCUACUUCAAUCAGCAUGUCUUUGCAUGGGAGCAGAAUGAAUACCUGUACGAAGGUGUCGAUGCACGAGUCAUUGAGUAUGAGGACAACAGGCCCCUAUUGGAUAUGUUCCUGCAAAAACCCAUGGGAUUAUUGUCCCUGCUCGAUGAGGAAAGCCGAUUUCCCCGGGCCACUGAUCAGACGCUUGUGGAAAAGUUUGAAGACAAUCUUAAAUCUAAGUAUUUCUGGAGACCAAAAAGAAUAGACUUGACAUUUGGGAUUUACCAUUACGCAGGGAAGGUUCUUUAUAAUGCAAGUGGCUUCUUAGCCAAAAACAGAGACACUUUACCAGCCGACAUUGUGCUGCUCUUGCGAUCCUCAGAAAACUAUCUGACUCGACAGCUGGUAAUCCACCCUCUUACAAAAACAGGUAAUUUGGCACACACUAAAAGCAAGAGUGCAAUAAACUACCAGACAUGGACCCCACAGAAAACAAUCAGCCAAAUGAAGCUGGAUAUCUUUGUGUUGUGCAAUUCGUAUUCCUUCCGUGAGAAUGAGCUGGAGGAUUCUACGCAUCAUCCGAGAGAAACAACCAAUAUGAAAACGCAGACUGUUGCUUCAUAUUUCAGAUACUCACUAAUGGAUUUAUUAUCUAAAAUGGUGGUUGGCCAACCUCACUUUGUCCGUUGCAUUAAGCCAAACAAUGAUCGACAGGCAAACAAGUAUGACAAAGAAAAAGUGCUGGUGCAACUGCGUUACACUGGAAUUCUGGAAACGGCCCGGAUCCGGAGGCAGGGUUAUUCCCAUCGUAUUCUUUUCGCCAACUUCAUUGAGCGAUACUAUCUCCUUUGUUACAAAUCAAGCGACAACCCCCCUGUAAGCCCUGAAACAUGUGCUGCCAUCUUGGAAAAAGCCCAGCUUGAUAACUGGAUCCUGGGGAAAACUAAGGUAUUUCUCAAGUACUACCAUGUGGAGCAGCUAAACUUGAUGAGAAAGGAGACAAUCAACAGGAUUGUUUUGAUUCAAGCAUAUAUAAGAGGGUGGCUUGGUUCAAAGAGAUACAAAAAGCUAAAGGAGAAAAGAGAAGAAAGUGCAAUUAAAAUACAAUCAGCUUACAGGGGAUAUGUUAUUCGCAAGGAGUACACAAGUGCAAAGAAUACAUACAAAAUGGAAAUAUGCAUUAUGAGACUUCAGGCUGUUGCAAGAGGAUACUUAAUCAGAAAGAAAAUUAAAGAAAUAAACGAUGCAAAUAAAGCAGCAGCAACAAUUCAGUCUCACUACAGGGGAUACAAGAAGAGAAGAAGUUUCAAAAGAAAAAGAGAAUCGGUUCUCAAGAAGGAACAAGCUGAGACGGCAGCUAGUCCAAGGGAAGAGGGAAAAUGUGGACAAAUUCCAAAGGUUGAAGGUGGUGCAGUUGUUGGACAAAACUCUCCUCGUACUGAAGAGGAAGCUGCUGUUGUCCUUCAGAGUAACUACCGGGGUUACAGAGAACGUAAAAAGGUCAAGGAGCAGUGCAAGAAAAUGGGAGGUGCAGAUGUUGCACAGAGCUCGCCCCCAGAAGCUGAGGGUGGUCCAGCUGCUGUGAAGAAGUCCCUUCCUCAUUCAGAAGAGGAAGCUGCUGUUAUUCUUCAGAGCACCUUCAGGGGCUACAGAGAACGUAAAAGGGUGAAAGAGCAGUGCAAGACAAUGGGAGGUGAAGAUAUUGCGCAGAGCUCACCUCGAGAGGUGGAGGGUGAUGCAGCUGUUUUAGAGAACUCUUCUCCUGCAACUGAAGAGGAAGCUGCAGUUAUCCUUCAGAGCAACUACCGGGGCUACAGAGAGCGUAAAAGGAUGAAGGAACAGUGUGGCAAGAAAACGGUGGAGCAUGCCUCAGCUUCAAUGCAACCCCCCCAAUUGGCCAAAAACUCUGUUCGAAACACAGUGCCGGAAGUAGAAGCUGGUAUGGGCCAAAAAGAUACAGCUGCUGCUCUUUCUCUGAAUGUUUCCUACCUGGAUCAAAAGAUACCGGAGGGGAACAAACAGAUGCUUUCCCGGGGAGGAAGCUCUUCCGUGAAACAAAAGCCUCCAGAGGAAGACAAAAGGCAGGCCACUUCCAGCCGCUUGUCUAAGAAAGCAUCUAUCAAAAAAGCAAAUGAACUUCACCUGCACAGCCUUCAGGAAAGAAGUAGUACAGAUGAGAAAAACCAAGCUCCCUUUGUUCCCUGUGAGAGUCACCUGGAAAGAGGGUCUCUGAAACAGGGCCAGCUAAUUCCCAGUGAAAACAAAGCAAGUCUAAGGAAAGGCUCCACAAGAGGCUCUCAGAAACAUAUUGAUGCCAGCAAGCCAGCCUUGUCAGACAAAGAGAAGGCGGCGUUAGUCAUCCAGAGUAAUUACCGAGGGUACCGGAAACGGGGACAGCUCAGAAAAGAAGGGAAAUUACCUUGUGAAAGCCAAGAGAGAGGCCAUGGCGAGCUGAAAAGUGGAGGAGGCCACACUCAAACUCCUGGGUCUAAAACAGCAACAAAAGGGAGGCAAAGCUCCGGUGCUCUGGCUGAGGACCCAAAGGAGGUUCUGAAAGAUGGGCCAGAGAAGGAAAGGUCUGACCUGGCAGCUUUCUCCAGGCAGAUCUCAAAAUUAUCAGAGGACUAUCUGGUGCUGCAGCAGAAAUUGAACGAAAUGAUUCUGUCACAUCAGCUGAGGCCUACGAUGCUCUCCAAAGACAAGCAACCAAAUGGCCACCUUUCUCCUUGUGUGUGUCAGCCUGUCAUCUCCAAGCCAGAGGAUGCUCACCCUGUGCAGAGAAGCCCAAGGAGACCUCAGAAACCCAAGACACUGAACAACCCUGAAGACUGUACAUAUUACACUCUCAUACAUAAAUCAGUCCAGGAUGAAAAGCGGAAACCAAGAAAAAACAGUCUGGGCAAGAUAUUGGAUGUAGAAGAUCCGUAUUACCGAGAAUUUUCAUCCACUGAUUUCAUCUCAAAUGACAGUAAGACCAGCGCAAGAGAAAAGAAGCUGCCAGAAGAGCCUAGAACUGCAACAUUAAAGAUUAGUGAAGGGCCAAGGAUCCCGGGGAACCCACUGGAAGACAACACAAGCAAAGAGAAUCCUUAUGACUAUCGGAAACUGCUACGGAAAACUUCUCAACGCCGACGCCUUAUCCAGCAGUAUUAGCUGCUGCUGUUUGGCUUUCUUCACUAUAAU